This is a messenger RNA of Hyaloscypha bicolor E, 2670 nucleotides long. RefSeq lists its product as uncharacterized. Lineage: Eukaryota; Fungi; Ascomycota; Leotiomycetes; Helotiales; Hyaloscyphaceae. Gene Ontology annotation, molecular function: protein binding. The record is from RefSeq and is a predicted model, not a curated record. Bases 87 to 2315 code for a protein of 742 amino acids. The transcript has 5 exons.
CGGCCCAAGCCACGCAUGAAAGUCGGAUUACCCUUUCCAUCGAGGAGCGGCGAUCGGAUGCAGAAGCGGCUGCUCCGUGCAAGGCCAUGGCCGUCGACGACGAUGUGAACAGCUCGAUUCAAGCAGCUUUGAUUGCAUUUGAAAGAGCAAGGAAAUUAUUACAGAAAAUAUGCAAGCCACCAAGGACGCCAGACACGAUGUUCCUAGAAGAGACAGUUACAGCGGCGCGACGUCUCGAGCGUCAUCUAGCUCAGAGUGUGAUGAGAAUCAACAAGUCCUACGAUCAGGGCUUGAGCGAUUGCGGUAAAGCCUUUAUAGAAGCUCUUGCUGACGACCAAGCGAUGAUAAACAGAAUCCAAAGCUUCUCGCUAGGUCUUAUGAAUCAAGUCAUGAAUCUACAAGAAAGCCUGGAUGAGCCAUACACACUCAGCUCGGAGUCAAUUCAAGUGUUAAGAAGCGAAAUGGACAGAUGCUGUACCACAAUACUUGACUUCUUCGACAGACUUCUGCUCGAGUUACAGAUGGAAAAGAUUAGAGACCAUCCGAAUGGGAUCUAUUCCAUUGAUGCUACCAAGGCAAAUCCUCAAUUUUCUCCAAAAUCAGGUACUCCUCGGUCACUGAGUUGGCAGAGUCAAAUCGGGAGCCCUGUCUCACCAAUGGAUCAACCACGAUCUCCCCGAAGCCCACACCAGUUCAGUGACGGAAGUCCAUCAAGCUCCAGGCACAUAUCCGCCUCCCAGACAGAAGACAGCCGUUUCUCGGUCGUCUCUGGACUUUCCGAAUCCCCGAGUAACGAUCUGAUGCAAACGACACCCUCCCAACGACUGAUUGCAACAGAAGAAGUACGACGACAUCUCGAGAAAAAUGAGAGGUUUCUUGCACGCCGCCGUCAGUCGAAAGUGGCAUUCCAGGAAGAACUCCAGGCACUCUCUUCAGCUUGGAGUCCUCGUCCAUCAUCUGAUGGGGAGGGCAAUAAUGACGUUUUGGGUUUAGCUUCAACAUUGAAGCUACCAGGCUUUGGCAUGAACGUUACUGAUGGGAUCGAAGCGAUGAAAAGGGAGUCAACCAGCACAAGCGUGGCAGAUGGCCUGAUGCUCGUAAACGAAUCCAACGGACUGACACCGUCGACGAGUACCUUCUCCGCACAUUGCGUCAUUAGCCACGACAGUUCAUUUUACAGAUAUGGUAGUUUUUGCGAAGGAGCAAAAUUGGCUUCGAAAGGCCAAAAGUUCUACAAGGUGGUCAAACGUCCCGAAGGUAGCAAGUUGAAUCCUGUUUACGAGGAAAUCGCGGAAGAUGCACCUGCGGUACAAUAUGUGGGUGCAUACAUCGCCAGAGUUACAGCAAGAUGUCUCAAGUGCUCGUACGAAGCUGACUGGGCCACAUUCAGAAAGAAUAAUCUAUGCGACGAAUAUGAUCACCUUGGCUUAAGAUACAAGCAAUCAUUCCUCUCGAAAUGCCAUCUAAAAGUUAAGAGCAUGAAGGAUAGUGUAUAUGCGUGCGUGUUCUGCGUCGAUGACAAGAAAACACCCGAAGUCCACGAUGCCACCAUCUUCUUCUCCACAGCACAAUUGAUGCGUCAUAUCGCCAUGCGUCACAAGCCAACACACCAAGUUGACAGCAUCAAGGUUGGCUAUGGUACGCAUACCAACCAAGACUUUGACCUCUACUUCAAAAACCAGGAAGCCCAACCCGAUCCCAUCAACAAAUUAUGCCCCUAUAUCAACUCGCUACCUACCGCGCACGCAACCCAGGCACAUCACCCAAAGAGCGGCAGCAAGUUCCACCCGCAAUCUCCGGACGGCAGACCAACAUUGCAAUUCGCCAUUGGGGCUCAAAUAGCCGGCAUCACUUUCCCGGUAGAGUUCAAUGGCCAAUGGUGUUCCGGAUACCACGACUGCUCAAAGGGACUCUUCCCAUCCGAGACCAUGCAGCUUAAUCCGCCAUCUAAAAACGACAUCAUCAUUAACUCCAAGUCUUCAUUGACGGCAACAGCAAGGUGGGAUCAUAACCCAAAAGACACAUCAGCUGGCUGGCUUGUGUUUCCUCGAAAGGAGAAAAUUACGCAUAUCGAGUAUCCCUUUGCGGACUUUUGGUGCUGGUCGGGACGAAAUCCAAAGGGAAAGUUUGGAUUCUUCCCGAAGGAGUUUGUGGUGGUCGAUGAGACUUCGAAUGAAGGCGGUUCAGGGAUGUCGAAAGACGGGGGAGAGCGGGGGCAAAGGUCGAGGCGAUUGGGAGGGGUGCUUUCGGGGUUUCAGAGCAAAUUGAGAGCGAAGGGGAGUAGUGGAAAAGGGAAGAAAACAAGUACGAGAUAGUCUGAUUGGGGGAUGUUUUGAAAAGAGAGUGAAGCAAUCUGAGCGAGCAAGCCAGGUUGCGGAGCCGGUGGUGCUCGGCGCCAGAGCCGGGGCAAGAGCCUUGCAGGAGUAGAACCGAGGGAGGAGAGGUAGUGAUAUAGGAGCUCAGAUACGAAGGUUUCUAUUGCCAAACGAGUUUACGUUCCAACGAGCACGGACUAGCCAGUGGAAUAAUGCUGGAUCCUUCCCCUGAGAACAAGGAAGAAGCAGUUCGGGUUGAAUGUUCUGAGAAUAUGAUUGCGGAUACCAGACCAAAAGUCUCAAAGACACGGUUAAGGCCAGAAAACUAUUUCAAUACGGGUGGGGGAAAGCGAAG